Aphidius gifuensis is the source of this 2234-nucleotide messenger RNA. Its product is annotated as zinc finger protein ztf-16-like. NCBI's taxonomy places the organism in Eukaryota, Metazoa, Arthropoda, Insecta, Hymenoptera, Braconidae. Gene Ontology annotation, biological process: regulation of transcription by RNA polymerase II. The record is from RefSeq and is a predicted model, not a curated record. The transcript is spliced from 6 exons. Bases 574 to 2061 code for a protein of 495 amino acids. Gene Ontology annotation, molecular function: DNA-binding transcription factor activity; RNA polymerase II cis-regulatory region sequence-specific DNA binding.
GUAUACAUUGCACCUUGCUCUGACAAGUAAACUCUUAAAUACCUGACUUUCAAAGUUUCAAACAAACAUUUAUCCAUUUUUUUUUUUAUCUUAAUUUUUUUAUAGAAAUAUUAUUUCUAGUUAAGUCAACAAUAACAACAACAACUGAGUGAUCAACAAUUUGCCAUAAUAUUUACAAAAAAAAAUAGCACAUUCAAUUUAUAAAUAAACAAAAGUCAAAUUUAUUUAUAAUUUUUUUUAUCAAUAAAUAAAUAAAUUUAAUUUAAUCGAAAAAAAAAAAAAUGAUAAUUUCGUAACAACAAUACUUUCUUUUUUUUUUUUUUUUUUGUAUUUUAUUUAUGGAAUAAUAAUACAAAUUAUUUACACAAUAUAAUAACAAUAAAAAAUAAAAAUAUACAUAUAUCCCGUGAUCUGAUUUGCAAGUAUAUGUGCUCCAAAUACAUUGAGGUGUUUUUUUUUAUUUUUUAUUUGGAGCAUGGCGUUUCGAAAUAAUUUUUAAGUGACGUACAUUGACUUUCCUUCGACAAGUGAGAGUAAAUGAGGGAACCAAAAGAUAGUUAGAGGGACAAAAUAAUGCCUGAUGUUGAAGUUGAUGGUGGAAGUGGGGAUAACGAGGUCGACUCAAAUUCCUCAGCAAAAAUUGAACCUGGUGAAUCAUCAAAUAAUAAAGAGGACGAAACACAUGAUCCUGAUAACGAUACUGGACUUAAUACAAAUUAUGACAGUGGUGAUGGAGCUAGUUCUGUAUUCAGAUGUGAUAAAUGUGAUAAUUAUGAAACAAUGAAUAAAACAGCAUUUUGUACACAUCAAGAAAAAUGUACAUCAAAUAUUGAAGGUCGUGAAAGUACUGAAGGUAUGGAAAAUAACGAUAAUUAUAAUGAUGCUGAUGAUAGUCAAUCUGGACAUCGUUCACAUAGAAAAAUGUUUGAAUGUGAUGUUUGUAAUAUGAAAUUUUCAAAUGGUGCAAAUAUGCGACGUCACAAGAUGCGACAUACUGGUGUUAAGCCAUAUGAAUGUCGAGUAUGUCAAAAAAGAUUUUUUCGUAAAGAUCAUCUUGCUGAACAUUUUACAACUCAUUCAAAAACAUUGCCAUAUCAUUGUCCAAUUUGUAAUCGAGGUUUUCAAAGACAAAUUGCAAUGAGGGCACACUUUCAAAAUGAACAUGUUGGUCAACAUGAUAUGGUUAAAUCAUGUCCACUAUGUAACUAUCGUGCAGCAACAAUGAAAUGUUUAAGAUUACAUUUUUUUAAUAGACAUGGAAUAGAUCUUGAUAAUCCAGGACCAAAUAGUUCAACAUCAUUGAUAAAUAGUUGUACAUCAGGUGAAGCAAUGCCAUCAGCAACAUUAUCAGACAGUGGUGAUAGUACUGGUAAUCGUUCAGCUGAUAAUGCAACACCACCAAUGCAUUUUUUAACACCACAUGUUGAAAUAUCAAUACCAUAUACUGAACAUAAUGACGGACAACGUAAUUCAAGUCCAGUACAAUUAAAUGGUGAUGAUCCAAAUUCACCACAAAGUACUGAUAGCAAUAGUAAUGCACCAAGUAGUAGUCAUCAUCAAUUGCCAAUAAACAGUACAACAAUUCAUCGUAUUGGUGGCAAUGAGGAUUCAAUAACACCAUCAAUAUCAUUAAUACCAAUAAAACAAGAACCAAAUAGUAAUGGUCAUGAAGAUAAUUCAGCAACAUCAAGCAAUCAUUUGUUACCAUCAUUAAUUAAGGUAUCACCAUUAAAAUCUUUACUUCGUGAUGAUUUACGACGUAAAUUAACAAACACUAGUAAUAAUAAUAAUAAUAGUAAUAGUAAUAAUUGUAAUAAUAAUACAAAUGGUAUUGUAACGGGUAAUUUACGUGGUGAACCAGCAACAUCAACGAGGCCGGAUCCUCGUACAAGUGGUUUACAAUGUACAUAUUGCAGAAUAACAUUUCCCGAUCAGACAUUGUAUUUUUUACACAAGGGUUGUCACAGUGAUAGUAAUCCUUGGAAAUGUAAUAUUUGUGGUGAACAAUGCUGUAAUUUGUAUCAAUUUAAUUCGCAUUUAUUGAGCAAAAGUCAUCAGUGAACAAAAAAAAAAUAAUUGAUUAUUUUUUAACACUUUAAUAUCAUUGAGCGCAGCUUAUUGCUGUUUGAAUAUUGUGCCUUUUUGAUAGAAAAAAAAUAAUACUAAAAUUUAAUUAUUGCCAACAUUCACAUACACAAUUGUCCAUCGUGAUUAUUUCACCGUAAAUUUUCAUU